Telopea speciosissima is the source of this 709-nucleotide messenger RNA. RefSeq names its product electron transfer flavoprotein-ubiquinone oxidoreductase, mitochondrial-like. Gene Ontology annotation, cellular component: mitochondrial inner membrane. Gene Ontology annotation, biological process: electron transport chain. The record is from RefSeq and is a predicted model, not a curated record. The transcript is spliced from 5 exons. Gene Ontology annotation, molecular function: electron-transferring-flavoprotein dehydrogenase activity; iron-sulfur cluster binding. The coding region runs from base 95 to 349 and encodes 84 amino acids. NCBI's taxonomy places the organism in Eukaryota, Viridiplantae, Streptophyta, Magnoliopsida, Proteales, Proteaceae.
UAUUUGCUAUUAAAGUUGCGCUUAUUGCUUCAGUACCAAAUUGUCUCGGGCCCCUUUGAGAGUUCACCUUCUGAUUGAAUGGGUUUCUGGAUACAUGGCUGCAAGAUUACACACUCCUAUUCAGUACUCCAAGCCAGAUGGGUUGGUUUCAUUUGAUGUACCAACCUCUCUCUACAGGAGCAACAUAAACCAUGAACAUGACCAACCAGGCCACCUUCAUCUGAAGGACCCCAGGAUUGCUGAGCUUGUCAAUCUGCCAGAAUUUGCUGGACCUGAGUCACGUUACUGUCCAGCACGUGUAUAUGAGUAUGUCCCAGAUGAGAAAGGCCAGCAGAAGUUGCAAAUCUAAUCUCAAAAUUGCCUGCACUGCAAGUCUUGUGAGUUGAACUUUUCACAGGCAUGUGAUAGAUAUCAAGGAUCCAAGACAGAAUAUUCAGUGGACAGUGCCAGAAGGAGGUGGUGGUCCUGGUUAUUCAGUGAUGUAGAUAGAUAUUCCCUGUUUUUUUUUUUUUUUUUUAGUUCAUAUUUUUGUAAAAGUAAUAAACUUUAGAUCUUAUCGAAAAUCAUAAUAAAUUAAGAACUUCAGAACUUUUUUAUGGAUACUUUCAUAACUAGUUUACUUCGCAGCUGCUAAUCCUGAUGUUUCUGGGAAGAAAAGGGUAUGGAUCUGUGUUUUUUUUCACAAUUUUACUAUAGAAGCGUUUGCUCA